AUGUGUGAGCCGCCAAACCUUUGGGUCAAGGCUCGUGAUGCCCUCUCGGAAGACGAAAAAGAGUGGUUUGAUGCCCUGGGGCGUCCAGAGCAACUGAGCCUCACACCAGCCCAGCAAAUUGAUGAAAUCAUCCAUCAGACAAGAAACAAGAAGAAGGAGCUGGGGAAAAGCCGCGGUGGACAGAGGAAGUGUUUUGACAACAUAGUCAAAUGGCUGGACACUUUCAAGAGUGUCGGCGAUGUCAUCUCCUCGUUCGACCCUGUCCAUGCAGCUCUCCCGUGGGCGGCUUUCCGAUUUGUUCUACAGAUUGCAGUAGCCAAACAUAAUUACGAUGACGAUGUUAUUGAGAUUCUCGCAUGGAUCCCGCACUUCCUCUUUACCGGUCAGGUCUUAGAGUCGCUCUAUACACCCAAUUCCAUGCGCCUUGAUGGAGUACCAGACGAAAAUAAGAUUGCUGAGCAGUCUCUUGACAGAUUGCGCAAUGAAGUCAUCAAGCUUUACUCCGGUGUUCUGAGCGCACUUAAGUUUUGCGCCGUCUGGUUCGAAAAGCGUAGAGCUAGUCGCACGAUAGAUGUUGUGGUCAACUCAUCCAAGCCGGGAGACGUUUUGCAAGAUUUGAAGAAGCUUUAUACCCAGGCCGUCCACUACCGAGAUGCGUUACAAGUUUGGAUUUACAAGAGCAUUGCUCAUCCUCUCUUCGUCACUUGA
Molecule: messenger RNA, 708 nt
Organism: Colletotrichum gloeosporioides
Lineage: Eukaryota; Fungi; Ascomycota; Sordariomycetes; Glomerellales; Glomerellaceae
Exons: 3
Coding region: 1-708 (235 amino acids)
Source: RefSeq, a predicted model, not a curated record